Molecule: messenger RNA, 6627 nt
Organism: Halichondria panicea
Lineage: Eukaryota; Metazoa; Porifera; Demospongiae; Suberitida; Halichondriidae
Exons: 1
Coding region: 2631-4025 (464 amino acids)
Source: RefSeq, a predicted model, not a curated record
UUCACAUGUAUAAUUAGACUACAUUACAUCAUCUGUAAUUGAUCUGAUUGGCUAAAAACAUUAAUUAGAUUACAUGGAAGCAUAAUCUACAAGAAGGUACUUAUUCUACAGGAAGUGGACGCAUAUUCUACAGGAAAUGGGCGCCUAUUCUACAGGAAGUGGACACAUAGUCUACAGGAAAUGGACGCAUAUUCUACAGGAAGUGACAAACAUUUGCAGGAAGUUCUCAAAAGUUGGAAUGAAAUUUUUAGUGAAAGUGACAAGAUGACAAAAACAUUAUAAAAAACACAGAAAGCAAUAGUUUGUUCAGUCAAUAUCCAUGUCCACUAGCACUGUUGCUUUGUAUUGCUUUUUCCAGUUGGGCAUGGGCAGGAAGCAUCAAAAACACUUCAGCAAUCGCUUGACACUUUCUAUUGAAUUUUUAAGGUUCCAUGCUGGACUUCCAUGCCGGUCCAGUCUGCUCUAUACCCCCUCCACUCCACCACAGAGCUUCAUUCUUCUUCUUAUAGUGUUGCAGUCAGUCUUUUUACUUGUCUGUUUUUUCCAGUAUCUUCAAGAAGCGUUUCACAAGCUCUACUAAGUUUUACUGUAGUUUUUCGUUGUUUUGAAGCCGUCUUCUUGUCUUUUUCUGUCAACUGGUGUCUCUCACAGCGUCCAGCUCGCACAAAUUCAAUUUCUGUUGCUACGCACCAAACCUGGCUUUUUAUAACCACGUCUCGCGCAUGCGCAAUGAAGUCCAAGUUAGAUAGACCACACCCACUCGUAGAAUAUGCGUCUUAGUAACCGCCUUGGUUACGGUUAGAUUCCCUCGGCUUUGCGCCUCGGGCUAACCGCAACCGCGGAGGUUACAUAGACGCAUAUUCUACUCUUAGGUGUAGUCUAUCCUAUAAUUAUACAUGUGACACGAAUUUUUUGGUAAAAUUUAAUAGUUGCAGGUAUAGCCUCGAUUCCAGGCCGCUGAGAAAGGCGGCCUGGAAUCGAGGCUAUAUUCAAGGGGCUGGAGUAGAGGCUAGUUGCAGGUACAACAAUAUCAGUGCCUGGUAGUGUCAAACCUGCAACAAAUUAAAGAUGCAUGCUGAUGAUAGGAUGGGCCGUUAUCAUGCAGAUCACACCCUCACUAAUUCUUGCUGCUUGAAAUUCCAUUGUCCACGCACAUGAUGUUGUCAUAACUCCUAGUUUUGUUUUUGGUACACAAUCUAUGCACAUUAAUUUUGAGAGACAUAAAGUAGGGCCUAUUAGGAUCUACAUCUAUUUAUGCUUAACCUAUUCUUAUGCUCUAGCGUUACCAUUAAAAUAAUUGCAUGGGGGCGGGCGGCUUAUACCUGUGCAUGGGUGGAUAAUAAUUAUCCUGACCUAGAACAAACUAAAAAACUGAAAAGAAAAAAACGCUGUCAGUCAUAUGGGAAUGCGGCCUCAGUAAUGGGCACAAUGGACCAGGACGUUAUUAUGUGACUGCAAUGGCAUCAAUGCACUGAACUUGUAGUGAUUCGUGCACGCAUGUUGUAUCCUCUGACCAUUUCCUUUAGGAAAUUUGAAUCAUUGUAUUUUGUGUACAACGUAUGAAUUAUGUAAUAGUACAGUCGUAGAUUAUUGUAUUAUACCGUAUUAGAAUGUUUUGUGAGUAUCAAUAUUUAGUUAUGCAAACUGUGCAAGGGUGAUCAAUUCGCAACAAUAAAAUCACAAAACUUAAAAUUAGUACGGCCAGAACGCAAUAGUUAGAUCACAAAGGGUCAAUGAUUUGGCUCAUUUGCAAGGUUUUUCACCCCCAGUAAUACGGUAUAAUUAUAGCCGAUAAUUUUCAAAGGGCAAAACUAUAGAUACUAAACAUUCGUGGUUGUCACUGGUUGAGCAAUAAUAUUGCCAAUAUAAUUAUAAUAGUUGGGGGGACUUGUACAGAAAAAUAGAGGUGAAAGGUGAAAGUAAUACAGUGUAAUGGUCAACUCAGUUUAAUUCUCAACCUCAACAUCCACCAAACUGAAACUGUAUCUGUCGUUGGGUCGCUCUCAACUGUCCUACUGUUCUCAGCUAUGGAGGCCUGCGUUUAUCAAAGAUAUUAAUGCUCUGGAGCGUAUACAAAGGAGGGCCACCAAAUUUAUUUUAAGUUAUGAGUCAAGAAAUCCUAAUAAUUAUGACCUACAAAGAAAGACUCACCAAGUUAAAGCUUCUUCCGCUUAUGUAUCACUUUGAACUGGCUGGCGUAAUGUUUUUUAAAGUCUUAUAAUAACCAGUCCUGUCAAUUCAAUAUCAAAAACUUUAUUUCAUGCCAGUCAAACUUUAAUACUCGUUCAUCUGUAAAACUUACUCUUCGUCAUGCACACUCGUUCCUAUCAUUGUCAUAUGAGCGUAUCAAAUCAAAAGUCAAAGAGUUUUUGUGGGCUCACUUUCUCACCAACUUUCAUACUGACAAUCUCUGUUCAUUUCACGUCCACUGUCCUUGUAGCAAAUGCACAGCUAUUCCGGCAUUUCCACAAGGGUUUUUAGCCGCAUAAUCAUGUGCUCCCUUUAGUUUAGAGGCAUUCUGACUUGUUUUCAGAUUGACUCAUACAUUAAUAUACUUUGUCCUACCCCUAUAUCACUCACUGUUGUCAAAAUAAUGAUGCUGUGAAAUUAUUAUCUUGUGGUUUUGAAGAAUGCAAUCAAGACAAAGGUCAAAGGUUGCAAUUAAAUUUGGGAUCAAGCUGGUUCAGUCUGGGGCCCGGGCGCGCGCGAUAGCUCAACUGAUUUCUGCUCAGGUGGAAACAACGCUAUUGAGAUCUUGCCUGGCAUUGCCCAAACUCUUGUAUGUCCUACGUACCUGCCCCCCAGAUCACAUCACCCAUGCAACUCGCCAAUUUGAUUCAAUCAUGAGAGAAGCACUGGAAUCCAUCGUGAGCAGCCGGAUAACAGACUGGUCCUGGCAGAAAGCUUCCCUACCAAGCAACCGUGGCGGCCUCAACCUCCGCAGUGCUGUGUUACAUGCCCCUGCAGCUUUCAUUUCCUCAGCUGCCUCCACCAAGACUCUGGUGGAACGUAUCCUUAAUCGCCCGACCAAUCUGGACACCUAUCUUGAAAAGGCUGUGAGUGCCUUGUCAUCCUCUUCUUCCCACCCUGAAUGGCUCAAUCUCGAUGACAUAGACAUCCCUCUACGUCAGCGCCACUUGUCCUGUGCCAUUGAUGAAGCCAUGUACCAAAACCUAUUAGACACAUCACCUUCAACCAGGGCUCGUGCUUUGGCAAACUCGUCUGCUCUACCACAUGCUGGAGACUGGUUGAACGGGGUGCCAUCAGAUGUGCUUGGCCUCCACAUGCAGGACAAGGAAUUCAACAGCUGCUUGAAAUAUUGGCUCGGCAUCCCUCUCCACAGUGCCCCCCACCUCUGCCCAGCAUGUCGCACCUCCGCAGAUGAGUAUGGUGACCAUCAAGUUGGCUGUGGCGGAAAUGGAGACAGAAUCACCCGCCACAACGCGGUCAGAGAUGUAAUUUUUUCAGCCGCUCAAUCUGCAGUUCUUGGACCAUCCCGCGAGGCCCAAGGUUUAAUCCCAGAAUCCCUGUCAAGACCCGCUGACGUCUUCCUCCCAACUUGGCAAGGUGGCAGGCCCGCUGCCUUGGACGUCCACGUUAUUUCACCUCUCCAGCAAACCCUCAUUCAUGAAGCUGCCUUCUCCCCUGGACACGCCCUAGAAGUUGGAGUUAGGCGCAAACUCACCACCCAUCUACAGGCCUGCCGCUCCAUAGGUGUAAACUUCAUUCCCAUUGUGGCAGAAACACUAGGAGGUCUAGGCGAAGAAGCAAUCAAUAUCAUAGGUGCCAUCGGAAAUGCCAUCGACCGGAGAGUAACCAUGACACAUUCCACAUCCUCCACCAAGAAGCAUCUGUUUCAUCGCCUGGCCAUUGCACUUUGGAGAGGAAAUACCUGCCUGUGGCUUCAUUUCAAUUAUUCCUUGCUAAAAAGCUGCUUCUAUCAGUAUCUAUAUAAUUAUGCUAUAAAGCAUUUUCCAUGUGGAAGUCCUAUAAUUAUAGCACACUUAGGCUUGUCACCCACAUAAGCCUAAAUGAAGCCAUAAUUGACCACAUAACUUCCGGGGGGGGGGGGCUAACACAACACAAAUAAAAAUUACAAUUUCUAUUUUCUUGUCAAGAAACCGCAAGGCCAUGACUUAUUGAUGUUAUGUGUCCCGUCAUAAUUAUUGCAUAAUAAAUUUAUAGUAAAAAAGCAUGAAGGAGACUGAUUAUGUUACUAUAAUUAUCUCAGUGAACACUAUAAAUAACAAGAAACUUUAUGAACUGACUUUUGCAAGUUCUUUAUAUAAUUGCUAAGCCCUCAGCCACCUGUUGCUAUAGAGAGUUUCUUUUUAUAAACGCUACAGUCUUACGGCCACAUAUGUGGCAUAUUUAAUAUUGAGUUACAGUAACUUUAGUGGCCGGGAUGUGUCUCCUGCAUUAUUUGGGCCCCUGAAAUAUUCUCCCCAGACAUUCAGGAAAGCCAUAAUUUUGGUCUGGGGGACAGACUAUUUCGGCUAUCGCCUGUAAAAUUUGGUCCCUCAGAAAAAUAUUUGGUCCCCCCAUGCAGUCCAUUGACAGUAGAUAGCUAUUGCAGCGGCAAUACAAUCACGUACAAACUAGAUGGAAGGGACUCGUUAUGCAUGCGAAUGUCUAAACAAUAGACCGAUGCUAGAUCUACCUAUUCCCCUGCAGUAUAUAAGCACUGUGGCCAUUGUAUUCUGAUGUCCUGUCCUAACCAGUGUAUACUUGCAUGAUGCCAGAGAUGUUCGAGAGGGAGAAUAGUGGGGAGAGUGCACCCAAUACUUGCGCUGAUAUCACACUGACAAUUGCAUAUUUAUGCCUCGGUGCGCAUGCGCAAGUGAGGUAUACGGUAGUGUGUUUGUGUGUGUGUAUCUGUGUGUCCGUGUAUACUGCUACAGCUGCUCAAGGAUCAAUGAAGUGCAAGUAAGAGUUUCUAUAGACUUCUAGUCAUGUUUUCUUGCAAAAUAAUGCUUCGUUCUUGAGUUUAAUGCCUGUUUUGCUUGGAAUGCCAUUGCAGCCUUUCAGAAGAGUGCGUAGAAUAACCGUAUUGUCCAUGGAGUGUUGCUACUCUACUUAGUAGCACUAGAAAGCUAGCUAUUGCAUGGUAGCUGCAAGAGUGAGAAGAGAGCUGCAAGGCGCUGAUGCAUGCAGCCACUAUUAAUUUUAGACUUGAACUUUUGACGUAGAUCGUUUUAACAACAAUCAUGGUCGAUCAUUACCCACUCUUUGUCUUUGAUUUGCCUGCAUCAUGAUAUAGUCUCGAAUUCCAGCCGGUUCUCAUUGUAAGCGUGGGAGGGAGAAAACAGUCUGGUGACUCGGGGCAGAACAUUCUGUCAGUCAGGAAUGUAAUCAUCCUAUUAACCACAUGGAUAAUAACCCACACUUUAAAUAGAACUGCCGUAUUCUCAAAUCUAUCUUACAUUCUUGUGGGUAAAGCUCCAAUGAAUAUACUCUCCUUGCGGGUAAGGCUCCAAUGAAUAUACUCUACCCACAUUCUGUCCGAGACAGAAAAGUACGGUUCACUCCCUCCCACGCUUACAAUGAGAACCGGCUGGAAUUCGAGACUACAUCAUGAUAUACAGAGUGUAUAGUAGCUUUAUGUUAGGCAUCUCCACCGAGGCAUCAGCACACAGGUGCUUUCAGUUUAUUAGCAGCGAAUCUUGAAGGCGAUUUGCUUGCUCUGAUUGUUCAAAUCAGGGGCGGAUCUAGCAGGUAGCAGAGGGUGCUCAAGCACCCCCCUGACCUUGGACAAAUAAUUAUCUUUUUGUCUCAUGCACUCAUUGGCUGUGGAAGUCACUCUCAGACUUGGUACUAAUAUAUAGCUUGCUGAGUAGCUGUAUACCUAUAUCAUACAGUAGUGUCUUUUAAAAGCUAUGAUAAAAAAUUGACUAGCUACACUGCAGUGCAGGGUAGACUCGACAAGUAAAUACAGAGUGCAAGGAACCUCUGCAAUGCAAACCACACCUAAUAUUAAUGUCACAUUGAUAUCGCACCUACCGGAAAUGGCGUCAAAAGGGGGCAUAACCCUCGAUUUUCCGGAAUGCUCCUUGCCUCUUGCUCAGCACCUAUACCUACCACUUUUUUCCUAGAUCCGCCACUGCAAAUUUAUCGUUUGGAAUACCCCUUUCCAUUUUCCUGGAUUUGCUGACAAAGCAACGGCAGAAUCAUGGAAGUUGCUCUCCAGCACGAUGGCUAAGCCUCGAUAAGUCAAUAGGCGUGGUCAUCAUUAUACAUUUUUGCCAAAAAGAGCUUGCAACUGCAGCAAGGGACAUCAAAUGCGCAACGCUUGGACCUAGGAAGUUCCUUAGGAGACGACGUGUCUUAAUUAGCUGUUUUACGGCUGCAAAAUCCGGCAUAGUCUCGCUUUUUUGUCGUAUGUAUUGUGCUGUUAAAUGCUAGUGGAGGCCCUUUUAUAGUGCUGCGGUCGCGUGGUAUAAGUCAGAUACUUACUCGGAGGAUAUGCAUCUUGUAUAUCUUCUGUUACUGUGGUUACGUACCCCUCGGCUAUGCCUCAGAGUAACUAUAAAGUAGCGGAGGAUAUAAUUAUGGGUGCAUAUCCUCCUUGUAUAGGUGUGUGCAUGGGUAUAUCCUAUACAUGCCUAUUAAUUAUCUAGAAUCUUAGUU